ACAGAGGAAAAGAGGUAAUUCAAAAUUUCUAAAAGAGAGAGAGAGAAAAUAAAAAAAGUUCUGAACUUUGAACAGUCGGCGUACCAAGUUUGACGUAAGUCAAUAUGGUUCAAGCCCAACCGCAAUGCAAAAGGAAGCAUUUCAGUUAAGUUAGUUGACAGUUGGUGCAAAACCCCAAACAGGCAAAACAGACGCAUCCCAAAAUGGCUGCAACGCUUCAACUAAGUCCUCUGGUCUCAGCCACCCCAAGCUUCGUAGCUCCCACAAACCAAAGGGAAUCCAAAGCUAUGGCCAAGGACACUUCCCCAACUGGGUUACUCAGAAACUGUAAAACCAUGAACGAAGUCAAGCAACUUCACUGUCAAAUCAGUAAAAAAGGCCUCAGAAACAGACCCUCUACUGUUACCAAUCUAAUUACUACAUGUGCCGAAAUGGGCACCUUUGAAAGCUUAGAUUAUGCCCGGAAAGCCUUCAACUUGUUCCUUGAAGACGAAGAAACAAAGGGUCAUAUAUUGUUCAUGUACAAUUCUUUGAUAAGGGGUUACUCUAGUGCUGGACUUAGUGAUGAGGCCGUUUUGCUUUAUGUUCAGAUGGUGGUGAAGGGUAUUUUGCCCGAUAAGUUCACAUUUCCGUUUGUGCUGAGCGCUUGCUCCAAGGUUGUGGCUUUCAGUGAAGGGGUUCAGCUCCAUGGAGCACUUGUUAAGAUGGGUUUGGAGGAAGAUGCAUUUAUUGAGAAUUCUUUGAUCCAUUUCUAUGCUGAAAGUGGGGAGUUGGAUUAUAGCCGAAAGGUGUUCGAUGGAAUGGCCGAGAGAAAUAUCGUGUCGUGGACUAGUUUGAUUUGUGGUUAUGCUAGGAGGCAGUUUCCAAAGGAGGCUGUUUCUUUGUUUUUUGAGAUGGUGGCGGCUGGUAUUAAACCAAAUUCGGUAACCAUGGUGUGUGUCAUUUCUGCUUGUGCAAAGUUGAAGGAUCUUGAAUUGAGUGAGAGGGUGUGUGCUUACAUUGGGGAGUCGGGAGUGAAGGUUAAUACGCUUGUAGUAAAUGCACUUGUUGAUAUGUAUAUGAAAUGUGGAGCUACUGAUGCUGCAAAGCGGCUUUUUGACGAAUGUGGGGAUAAAAACUUGGUUCUUUACAAUACAAUUUUGUCCAAUUAUGUGCGUCAGGGACUGGCUAGGGAGGCACUUGCUGUAUUGGAUGAAAUGCUUAGACAAGGUCCAAGACCAGACAAGGUUACACUGUUGUCUGCAAUCUCAGCUUGUGCACAACUAGGUGAUUCUCUGUCCGGAAAGUGCUGCCAUGGUUAUGUGAUCAGAAAUAGACUCGAAGGUUGGGAUGCUAUUUGUAAUGCCAUGAUUGACAUGUACAUGAAGUGUGGAAAACAAGAGAUGGCCUGCGGAAUUUUCGAUAAUAUGUCCAACAGGACUGUAGUGUCAUGGAACUCAUUGAUUGCUGGUUUUAUCAGAAGUGGUGAUGUGAACUCAGCUUGGCAGAUGUUCAAUGAGAUGCCGAAGAGCGAUCUUGUCUCUUGGAACACCAUGAUUGGUGCUUUAGUCCAAGAGAGUAUGUUUGUGGAAGCAAUUGAGCUUUUUCGGGUGAUGCAGGCUGACGGAAUAAAAGGAGAUAGGGUGACCAUGGUGGAAGUGGCAUCUGCCUGCGGAUAUCUAGGAGCUCUUGAUCUUGCAAAGUGGACCCAUGCUUAUAUUGAGAAAAAUAAAAUUGACUGUGAUAUGCGGCUUGGCACAGCCUUAGUUGACAUGUUUGCUAGAUGUGGAGAUCCUCAAAGUGCAAUGAAAGUGUUCAGUAGCAUGGCAAGAAGAGAUGUUUCUGCUUGGACUGCAGCCAUUGGAGCAAUGGCCAUGGAGGGAAAUGGUGAACGGGCUCUAGAGCUUUUUGAUGAAAUGAUUAGGCAAGGGGUGAAACCAGAUGAAGUAGUCUUUGUGGCUGUAUUAACAGCAUGCAGCCAUGUUGGGUUUGUGAAACAAGGGUGGAACAUUUUCAGGUCAAUGAAGUCAGUCCAUGGAAUUUCCCCUCAUAUUAUUCACUAUGGUUGCAUGGUUGAUCUACUAGGCCGAGCCGGGCUCUUGGGAGAAGCUUUUGAUCUGGUAAAGGGCAUGCCAAUGGAGCCUAAUGACGUCAUUUGGGGGACUCUCUUAGCCGCUUGUCGAACCUACAAAAAUGUCGAAAUUGCAUCAUAUGCAGCCAAACGGUUAUCCAAGUUGCCUACUCAGAGGACUGGGAUUCAUGUGCUUCUAUCAAACAUAUAUGCAUCUGCUGAGAAAUGGGCUGAUGUUGCAAAAGUGAGGCUACAUUUGAAGGAGAAAGGGAUACACAAGGUGCCCGGAUCAAGCUCCAUAGAGGUCAAUGGAAUGAUCCAUGAGUUUAUUUCUGGUGGUGAUACAAACACAGAGAAGAGCGAGCUUACAUUGAUGCUACAAGAAAUAAACUGCAGACUGAGAGAAGCUGGCCAUGUUCCUGAUUUGGACAAUGUCCUGCUUGAUGUUGAUGAGAAGGAAAAAGAGUACUUGCUCAGUCGGCAUAGUGAGAAACUUGCCAUAGCUUUUGGGCUGAUAGGUACAGGGCAAGGCGUGCCGAUUCGUGUGGUUAAGAAUCUCAGAAUGUGCUCUGACUGUCACUCCUUUGCCAAGUUAGUGUCAAGAAUAUACAACCGGGAAAUUAUAGUUCGGGAUAACAACAGGUUUCAUUUUUUCAAUCAGGGGCUUUGCUCUUGUAGUGAUUACUGGCAGCAGGAAGCUGCUUCCUAUAUGUGAUAAAGCACAAGGCCUUAAUAUAUAACAAGAGAUAGUUUCUG
Messenger RNA from Prunus persica (peach), 2806 nucleotides. Its product is annotated as pentatricopeptide repeat-containing protein At3g22690. Lineage: Eukaryota; Viridiplantae; Streptophyta; Magnoliopsida; Rosales; Rosaceae. The transcript is spliced from 2 exons. Gene Ontology annotation, molecular function: protein binding; RNA binding; zinc ion binding. Gene Ontology annotation, biological process: RNA modification. The record is from RefSeq and is a predicted model, not a curated record. The coding region runs from base 204 to 2765 and encodes 853 amino acids.